Messenger RNA from [Torrubiella] hemipterigena, 998 nucleotides. The record is from the annotation of a GenBank genome assembly. Lineage: Eukaryota; Fungi; Ascomycota; Sordariomycetes; Hypocreales; Clavicipitaceae.
CCACUACGUUAAAGCAAAUCAUCCUUCCACACACACACACACACCAUCCUUGCACCAUCUUGCGUACCCACUACCGCUUUGGGACCCCCCCGGCUGCCUUGAGUCACCACCGCCAAUCUUAAAACAGAAAUUUUAGGAGAUCCCUCCUUUACAAUCAUAUAAUACUACAACAAUGUCCACCGCUGCCGUAGCCAGACCAGUCUCUGCUUUCCACAGCAACACCACCACCACCAGAUCGCACAUUCCCGCCUUUGGCCUCAAGAAGAGCAUGUCCAUCACGCAAACAUACUACUUGGCUCACAAGGCCCGCGCGAAGCUUUCCCGCGAAGCCGCCCAGCCCGACCACGAUCUCCGCCUCCUCGUCGGCCACGCCAACAUGCUCGACUCUCUCAUGAUUGAGCUCGCCGAGGCCGAGCGUGAGCAAGAGAGCUGGUUCAACCAGUCUGUCCGCGGCGCCUCUCCCAAGAAGCACCACACUGUUACAGCUGCCGACAAACGCCACGUCCAGUGGGCUGACCGCAUCGAAGAGUCUGAGGAAGAGUUCGACUCUGACUCCUCCGACUCCGACUCUGACGACGAUAUGGUCGCCGUCUCUGCCGCCCACGCUCCCAAGCUUUCCCACGAAUCCGCCACUCUUGAGGAGGAGGACGAUGAUGAGGAGGAGGACUUUGCUCAGCUCGAGCUUGUCCGCACUCCCUCGCACUCCAGCUCCCCUCCCGAUCUUGUCGACCACGAUUUCGAGUCUUCUGACGACGAAUCUGGCAUGCCUCCUUCGCCUACCGAUGCCGCUCUUGAGCUUCCUUCCAAGGACGCCAAGGACGAGCAGCCCCUGUUUGAGCAAAGCGAAUUCUACGCACCGCGACGACCCGCGGGCCUGGUAUCUUCCGUUAUGGUCUACUAGGCAUUCUCUGAAUCAGAGACUUGUGUACAAAUAGUUGCUUUACAUCAUCAUCCAGCGAACAAUCAUCAUGGCAUAGCGAAUCGAAUUCCGGCAUAAA